Molecule: messenger RNA, 1224 nt
Organism: Monoraphidium neglectum
Lineage: Eukaryota; Viridiplantae; Chlorophyta; Chlorophyceae; Sphaeropleales; Selenastraceae
Exons: 8
Coding region: 1-1224 (407 amino acids)
Molecular function (GO): protein binding
Source: RefSeq, a predicted model, not a curated record
AUGGAGGCCCUCCUCGCCCAGCUGCUUGGACAAGGCGGCCUGCCACCGGUGGCGCGCGGGAUGAGCGGGCUGCAGCAGUACGACCCCACGCAGCCGCCUGUGCGCUUCACGCGCCAAGAGCUAGAGAGGGCCCUCCGCCAAGGCCACGAGCUGGCCGGGAACUACCUUCCCAUUGUGGACCACAUUGCAGCCGCAUGGACGGCGCUUAGGCAAGGGCGCAACAAGGAGGGGGUGGGGGAGCUAGCGGCAGCGCUGCGGCUGCCAGAUGGGAGCUGGCCGCUGGGCGCGGGCGGGCCCAUCACCAAGCGCAUCGCGGACGCCGUGCGAAGCUCGUUUGAGACCCCCUGGGAGACGCCCGACGCGGUGGCCGUGUCGUGCUACCUGGCCAUUGUGGGUCCGCAGCUGGCGGGCGGCUACCCGCCAGGCGACCCCGAGGAGUUCUUCAACAAGGCGGUGGCGGCGUACCCUGACGACGCGUACAUCUGCCACAGCCGUGCCACCUUCCUGGCCUUCCGCAACCGCAGCAGGGAGUCUCUCAAGUGGCUGGACCGCGCCGCGGCCCUGGGCAUGCCGCGGCGCUCGCUGCUGCUGGAGCGCUCCGGGCUGCUGCUCGGCAUGGGGCGGACCACUGAGGCGGGGGAGAGCCUCGGGGAGUACCUGGCAACGCCCGGAGUGGAGAUUGAGAGGGACUGGCCGGUGGCGCUGAUGAAGAUGGCCUACAUCCAGAUGGUCAGGGCGCAGGACCGUGCGCCGAGCCGUGGCUUGCGCACGAGGCUACAGGCCUCGCAGGAGGCGCUGUACUGGUUCACGCGCGGCCGCGACGCGGCGGCCGCGCUGCCGGCGUUCUGCGGGGAGUUCAGCCCAGGAGAAGCCGCGUUUGCGGUGAUGGAGGCAUUGGAGACGGCCGGGGUGAUACGUGCCAACGGACAGCUAACGGCAAGCGGCCGCAAGGCGCUCGCGGAGCGCGACGCACGCGUGGCCAAGGAGGCGGCUGCAGCGGCUGCAGCGACAUUUGACACUGCGGCAGCCAAGCAGACGCCCGCGGCAGAGGCGGCGGGCGCAGCGGGCGCAGGCGUGAGAGACCAGGGCGAUGGCGAGCACACGCAUGAGGCGGCGGGCGCCCAGCCUUCCAAGAGCGCUGAUGCAACGGCCGCAGCCAAUAAAAAAGGGCCUAAGAAGUCCCAAACUACCAACAACAAGAAGAAGAAGCGGGGGGGCCGCUAG